GUUGAUGUUGCAUUUUUGAGAGCAGCAAGAGCUGGGAAUCUUGAAAAGGUUAAAUCUUUUCUAACCGAGGAAGGAGACAUUCACACAUGCAAUGCCAAUGGCCUUAACGCACUUCACUUGUCAUCUAAGGAGGGGCAUGUUGAGGUUGUCCAAGAGCUUUUAAGGCGUGGAGCAGGGGUGAACUUUACCACCAAAAAGGGCAACACAGCACUUCACAUUGCUUCACUUGCUGGACAAAAAGCGGCAGUAGAUGUGUUACUGGAAUCUGGUGCCUCUGUAAACUCUAAAGCUCAGAAUGGCUUUACACCAUUGUACAUGGCAGCUCAGGAAGGGCAUGUCGACGUCGUGAGAACACUUCUUAACAAGGGAGCAAAUCAACAAUGUACUACUGAGGAUGGUUUUACUCCAAUUGAUGUCGCUGUUCAACAAGGACAUGAAAAAGUUGUAGCAGCACUUCUUCAUCAUGAUUCCAGAAAAGGUUAUCGUUCUCUUCAUACCGCAGCCAGGAAGGACUUUGCCAAGGCAGCCAAGCUUCUGCUUCAGAAGGAUCACAAGCCUGAUAUUGAAGCUCCAAAUGGCCUCACGCCUCUUCACAUCGCAGCACAUUAUGGCCAUGUGGAUAUUGCUGAGCUGUUACUGAAUCGUGGAGCAGACACUGACGCUCGAGCCAGGAAUGGAUUUACUCCUCUUCACGUCGCCUGCAAGAAAAACCGGGAACAAGUCAUCCAGCUGCUGUUAAAAUAUGGUGCAAAUGUUCACUCAGCUAAUGAGGUGAAUUNCUUUCAUUAUGGCAGUCUACUGCCUUUGUUUUAAAUUUUAUACUUUUGUUACCAAAUCUGUGAAAUUGAGCAACUAUUUACGCUAGGUGAAACUGCUUUACAUAUUGCCUGCCGCAGACGACAGAUAACAAUUGUACGACUGUUGCUAAGGAAUGGUGCAUCGGUGGAUGCCAAAACACAGGAUCGUGAGACUCCACUACACAUUGCGGUCAGAACAAAGAAUGUGGAGAUGGUGAAUCUUCUUCUGGACCAUGGAGCAUCCACUGAUGCUAUUGAUAAGAACAAGUGCACACCUUUGCACAUUGCUGCCAGAGAUGGUAAUGAACAGCUGGUGGAAAUUCUUCUGGAACAUGGGGCUUCUGUUACAGAGCUGUCCAAGAAAGGAUUCACUCCUCUUCAUGAAGCUGCAAGAAAUGGUCAUGUCAGGAUUGUGGAAAUCUUACUGAAGUAUUACGAUAACCCUGACCCAGAGGGAAAGCACGGACUCACUCCUCUACACGUGGCAACUCACUACAACAAUGAUAAAGUCGCUACUUUCCUGUUGGAAAACAAUGCCAAUCCUAACGCAAUGGCAAAGAAUGGAUUUACUCCUCUGCACAUUGGAGCCAAGAAAAACAGAAUAGACAUUGUAUUGAUUCUGCUGAGACGAGGCAUGGAUCCUGAUGUCACUACACAGACUGGUAUAAGCCCUCUUCAUCUGGCCGCCAAGGAGGGACAUUUGGAGCUGUGUGAACACUUGGUGGAAAACGGAGCCCUUCCAGGCGUCACUACAAACAAUGGUUUAACACCGCUGCAUUUGACGGCAAGAGAAAACAGGAUUGAUGUGGCUAAGCUUCUGCUCAAGCACAAUGCUCCUAUCAAUGCUCAGACUGUGAGUGGCUUCACACCGUUGCAUAUCGCGUGUGUGUACGGUCAUUUUGAACUGGCCAGGCUGUUAAUAGAAGCAGGAGCCGAGAUUGAAGGCAAGACAAGGAACGGUUACACAGCACUUCACUUGGCAGCACAGUAUGGACACAGGCUCAUUAUUGAUCUGCUGCUAGAACAUGGAGCUAAUCCUAACGCUAUGACUAAUGAAGGUUACACUGCUUUAUACAUCUCCCGAAGAGUGAAUCUAAACACCACGAUAACUGAGACCCUGUCUAAAGUAACAGUGGUGACACAGACCAUUACUCUCAGAAGAAAACAGGGAGAAGAAGGAGAGGAAGGCGAAGAGGACGCGGAGUCCGACAUAGUUUUCAGUGCAGAGCCUGAAGAGCUAGAAGAAGAGGAAGUCCUUGAUGCUCUGGAAUUGGUUGAAGAAGAUCCAUCAAUUGCCGAGGAAUCUUAUGACCGCUUCAUGACAAUGGAGGACAUGGUGGAUGACGACCAGCGCUCAUCAAGUCUCGCACACAGAGACUCGGGAAUCUUUAGUUCGUCUCGAUAUUCGGGAGCAUUCUUUGAGGGAACACCGACCGGCUCCAGGGCGUCCGACUUGAACCGCUCUCGUCUGUCAGACUUCAACAUGUCCGAGAGUAUAACGACUUCUGAAAUGAUCAUGACAGAGUCGGAGCUUCCGUCCAGCCUGGCAGACAUGGCCGACGACAAUGUACCGAAGUACGAGCCUCUGGUGACGGGAGAUUUCCUUGUAAGCUUCCUCGUGGAUGCUAAAGGAGGCAAGAUGGAGAGCUCUCAGACGGGACUGAAGAUCACACUACCGCCAAGAUCAUGCCAGAUGCCAACUAGAAUCAUAUGUAAACAGUUACGAAUGAACAAGCCCUCAUUGCUGCCCCCACUGUGGGAAGGCGAGGCGUUAGCUUGUCGGAUUCUUGAUGUGAACCCGUCGGGAAUUAAGUUCCUGCAGCCGGUUUACUUGGAGUUGCCACAUUAUUCUGCGCUCAGGGAUGGCGAGAGGGAGUUGGUGGUGUUGAGGACUCAAGAUGGAGGCUGGAAUUGGCAGGAAGUUUGCGUUGAGGACAUGAAAGCCGUGGAUGGGUACAGCUCAGACAUGAACAUUCACCAUGGGUACUUCCCCAGCAAGAGAUACGCGCGGAUUGAAACACAGGACUUCCCAGAGAAGUUUUCCAUCAUAUCACGACUAAAGAAAGAAACUUUCACUGUCGGUCUUCGUGGCGAGGUCCUUAAAUCAUCGGUCCUCCCUCAGGUGCAAGUAAAAGUGCCUGAUGGGGCUGUAUCGAGCGGGACAAAAAUUACCCUGCAGGUUCAACCUGCUGAUGAAUCAUUCAACGACUUUGAAGACUGGGUGGCUGUGAGCCCUGUGCUCACGCUUGAACCACAGGACAUUACCUUCUCCAAACCUGUGACAAUAACCAUCCCCACCCCUGUCUACAGCCCAGGUGGAGAAAAUGUUGAUAUCCAACCCUCUUUGAGACUGCUCAGCUGCGAGCCUCGAGAUAAUAGAAAGUCUAUGUCCCAUGCCCCCACGUACCAGUGGCAUGACAUCACUGACACUACACCGCUGAGCGUAGUGAACGAGUGCGCAACAUUCACGACAAGCCAUCCGGCAAGAUACUGGCUCGUAGAGACCCGUAACCCAGACAACGUGACGUCAGACGCACGCCUGUUGUACCGAAAGUUGACUGCUGUCCCAUACUUGGUCAAAAUUGUCGUCUUCGCUAAAGUAAAGCCUGAUGGGACAGAGGCUCGUCUUAGAAUCUUCUGUGUCACGGAUGAUAACAUAAAGAAAACGCUGGAACAACAGACUGGCUUUGUGGAAGUGGCGCGGAGUCGUGACGUGGAAGUGUGUGAGGGAAGACCAGUGCAUGUCAGAUGCUUGGGUAACGUUACGCCAGUUAAUCGUGAACCGUUACAGAUGACAUUUUCUCCUUUCCGCGAGAAUCGUUUGAGCGUGGUCGUUCGCGUAACAGACCCGGCCCAGCCCCCCACCUGUCGGUUGGCGUUCCUCAAAGAGCCUCGUAAAGACCGCCAGGGUAACGUGCGUACGAUUUGCAAUCUGAGCAUCGAUUUAUCUGAAGAGAACUUGAAGAAGGAAGACGCUUCUGCCCGGCUUCCUGAUGACUUGUUGACCUUGAUCGGCAAAGGUGUUGGAUACGAUUGGAUCGCGCUUGGUCAGCAGUUGGGAUUUGCGGACUCAGAACUGCAAGAGAUUUCCGAUAGACAUUCCGCUUCAACAGACGAGUGCGCAGCAGAUGUUUUGAAGACCUGGCGUGACAAAGAAGAAUCCGAGGCCAACAUGGCGUCCUUAGAGAAAGCUCUCCGUGAGAUGGGACGAGAAGACAUCGCAGACAACUUCAAACAGCUGGCCUACAGCAGUUACUCCAAAGAUCCUGUGGUUGUCGUGGAGACGCACCGCGUGACCACCAAUACGAUUUCCACAGAGAGCGCAGCACCAGGUCAGCGGCGCAUCUCCGAGUUCCUAGACACGGUUGGUGAAACUGAUGCCAUGUUCGGUGACGAACCUGGUUCCCUGUCCCCGCGCGUGGAGCAUAAGUCCGUUUCCGACGGAGACGAGGUUUUCUCUGAGAUCAGGACAGUGAAGAUGAAGAGCUCGCCUGAACCAAUCACGGAAGAGUCUGUCAUUAUAGUGGAGAAACACAGAGUCGUGGAUGAAGAUGGUAAUGUCAUCGAAGAAAGCCGCAAGAUAAUCGAAGAUGGCAAAGAGGUUACUGAAGACAGAGAAAAAUUGCUGCAGGAUUUCUUCAGUAAUGACCAAGGCGUGCUAGAUUUCUUGACCAAUGAUGCCAACAAGGCAUUAGAGAACGGAGAUGAAGAAACCGAGAUAUAACGAGGCAUGUGAAGCAGUUUGUAACAGUGUAGUGGUACGAACAGUUGAGUACAUUUAGACGAUUGUUCUGAAGUCGAGACGGGAUUGUUGUUUAUCUUAAAAGCCAAAUUGUAUAAGUGCAUUGUUGUAAAAUUUAGUGGCUUGAGAAGUGGAUCAGUUUUUAAGAAGGAAAGCGUUGUUUAGAAAAGAAUUCUUGUUGUUUAAUAACGGUUUAAUUAUUUGCAUUCAUCAUGCCAAGCAUGUACUUAAGUACCUAGAUAUAGUGUAAGUCAGAAUUCAGACCUGAAUAUUUCAGCGAUUGUCAAUUUGGCAAGACGAUCUCAGUUAAUCGUGAUCUGGACCAUCACACAACGUAUGUAGCGUUGCGUGACAUGUAAUGGCUGACUUGAGUCACGGGGAAGGUGUUUGGACCAGUGUUUUGUGAAGCGCCCAGGAUUUAGCUAGGUUUCACUCAUCCAUUCUUAUUCUAGCGUUUGUUUUCAAUUCUUUUGUGCAUUUUUCGCGAGAAAACGAUUUGUUGAUUAGGGAAUUUUAAUUGUGGGAAGAGUAUCCACUUCCCACUGUUUUAGUUUGUACUGCUCGAGAGAUGAGAAAAUUAGUCGAAGUUAUGGCCACUAACACUCGGGAAAACAAGUGCCUCGGGUUCGGAAAAUGUUCGUGAAAUUAUCGAGUCUUCGAUUUUUAUCAUCCAAUCAAAAUGUGCUCACAAGCUCGUGAAAGGACUUCGCUCCCAUGGUUCCUCUCAUUGCUUGUCGUCAAGGUGAUUCAUAAUGUUGCUUGGCAACCUCUCAGGACAACUCGGGCCCAGUCUGCUCCUAGUAGGAAAAGGCUCUUCUUUCCCCUGACACCGUAGGGCCGUGAAUUUUAGUGUCCGCUGGAUUAAUGUGGAACUUAUAAUGAAGAUGAGAUGAACGCUUUUUUUAGACUGUGAACUUGUCAUAGUGUUAAUUAGAUUUUACGGCUCUUAGGUAGGCAAAAAUAGUAUAAAACUAACAUCAGGAAUAAAACAAGUCUGUAAACAAUUACAUGUGCCUUGAUAAUCUCGAACGAGACUCGUCCGAACCACAAAGAUUUAUAUGCACGCGUUUAAGUUAUUUGCAUUGCUGUGUUCCACUUCAAACGGCUUCGUUAUAAAUGCCAAUUAUCAAAUCCACAAUUGCGCUGUGACAACUCGGGACGAAAUUUCGGAUGAAUUCAUUUUGGGACAAGUCUUAAUCGAAUGAACGCGUCCGAAAUUAAAUUUAUGAGGUUUAUCAAACCGAAAAGGUCUGGGAACGAGGCUAGGAGGAUCCGUCCGAAAGAGGUACCUUUUUGACGCUUUAGGGAUAUGAAAGGGCAGGGGUUUCACAAGUUAUGUCAUUUAGAUAUAACGUGAACGGCAACUGAAUAAAUGAAACGUGUUUUUUGGUUAA
This is a messenger RNA of Orbicella faveolata, 5933 nucleotides long. RefSeq lists its product as uncharacterized. Gene Ontology annotation, molecular function: protein binding. Gene Ontology annotation, biological process: signal transduction. The record is from RefSeq and is a predicted model, not a curated record. Lineage: Eukaryota; Metazoa; Cnidaria; Anthozoa; Scleractinia; Merulinidae.